Molecule: messenger RNA, 3714 nt
Organism: Nyctereutes procyonoides (raccoon dog)
Lineage: Eukaryota; Metazoa; Chordata; Mammalia; Carnivora; Canidae
Gene: FSTL1
Product: follistatin like 1
Exons: 11
Coding region: 130-1050 (306 amino acids)
Biological process (GO): regulation of BMP signaling pathway; multicellular organism development; cell differentiation
Molecular function (GO): calcium ion binding; protein binding
Source: RefSeq, a predicted model, not a curated record
UCUUAAGGGGCGGCGAGCGCAGGUCGGCUUUCCUCGGAGGCUGCCGCGCCGCGGAGCUGCCAGCUUCCCCCCGAGCUCGCCGCAGCCGCCCUGGCCCGCGCCCUCCGGAGACCCCGGGACGGGACCACGAUGUGGACACGUUGGCUCGCGCUGGCGCUGGUGGCGGUCGCCUGGGUCCACGCCGAGGAAGAACUAAGGAGCAAAUCCAAGAUCUGUGCCAAUGUGUUUUGUGGAGCCGGCCGGGAAUGUGCAGUCACGGAGAAGGGAGAGCCCACCUGCCUCUGCAUUGAGCAAUGCAAACCUCACAAGAGGCCUGUGUGCGGCAGCAACGGCAAGACCUACCUCAACCACUGUGAGCUGCAUCGAGACGCCUGCCUCACUGGAUCCAAAAUCCAGGUCGAUUAUGAUGGACACUGCAAAGAGAAGAAAUCCGUGAGUCCAUCUGCCAGCCCAGUCGUUUGCUAUCAGUCCAACCGCGAUGAGCUCCGGCGUCGCAUCAUCCAGUGGCUGGAAGCAGAGAUUAUUCCAGAUGGCUGGUUCUCCAAAGGCAGCAACUACAGUGAAAUCCUAGACAAGUACUUUAAGAACGUUGAUAAUGGUGACUCUCGCUUGGACUCCAGUGAAUUACUGAAAUUUGUGGAGCAGAAUGAGACUGCCAUCAACAUCACUACCUAUGCAGACCAGGAGAAUAACAAGCUGCUUAGAGGACUCUGUGUUGAUGCUCUCAUUGAACUGUCUGAUGAAAAUGCCGACUGGAAACUCAGCUUCCAAGAGUUUCUGAAGUGUCUCAACCCGACCUUCAAUCCUCCAGAGAAGAAAUGUGCCUUGGAGGAUGAGACAUAUGCAGACGGAGCAGAGACCGAGGUGGACUGUAACCGUUGCGUCUGUGCCUGUGGAAACUGGGUCUGCACAGCCAUGACCUGUGAUGGAAAGAAUCAGAAGGGGACCCAGACCCAGACAGAGGAGGAGAUGACCAGAUAUGUCCAGGAGCUCCAGAAGCACCAGGAAACAGCUGAAAAGACCAAGAAAAUGAGCACCAAAGAGAUCUAAAGAGGAGGCACCUGGGAAGGUGUCCAGAGUCUGGCACCUUCUCUUCCACUUCAGCGCUGAGUCCAAUAUAUGCAAGUGUCUGCUACAAUCGCCAAAUCACCAGUAUUUGUUUGUAUAGCAAUGAGUUUUUAUUUUGUCUAUUUGUUUUGCAAUAAAGGAAAUGGGGGCGGCCAGCUAGGAGGGGAAGGGCCAUAGCCUUCAUUUCUAGGAGUGCUUUGAGAGCAACUGUAAAUGGUGCUCAGGGGCUGGAGACAAGUAAGGAUACUGCAUCAGGGUUAGGAGAGGAGCGGACCCAGAUCUGAACCACAGUCUGCCACAGCUAUAAACAUGCUGCGGGUAGUGCAAGCAAUGCCAGAGAGAACUCUGCAGGCUGCCCCAGAGGUGGGGUUUGGGAAGCUCAGGGGAGAGGAACACAUUCUGCGUCCAGCCCUUCCUGUUGCCAUCAGCAUAAUAGACCUCCAGCAUCUGUGCUUCUCAUGGCCCCAACCACUGCUUCUAGAUAUAUCCUUCUAGUUAUCUGGUGUCCCUUAGACUUGGAGUUUCUGGGAGGGUGCACACAAAUGAUGCAGAUACUUGUAUACUUUGAGUCCCUUAGAGACCUAACCAAAUUUUUGAAAUACUUUUUACCAAAGGUGCUAUUUUUCUGUAAAAUUGUUUUUUGGCAAGUUGACUUCAUUCUUCAAUUAUUAUCAUUAUAUUAUUGUUGUUUUUUUUUUAGUAUUUUAUUUUCUUGACUAGAAAUUAAGCUUUUGUAAUUAUUUUUCAGUAGUCCUACCAUUUCAGAGAUAGGAGAGUCUGGGGUUCUUUCUGGUGCAGGGACCGCUAUAACCCAGACUCCUCCCACCUUCCAACAUAUUAGAUGCAGCCCAGAGUUUUGUCCCCCUGGCUUCCAUUGUAUCAGCAGUCUGCCAGUGGGUGCCUCAGACAGAAGCCAGGGGAAUACAAAGCGUCUCCGUCUCCGUACAAACCUUUUAAGGUCCAAAAAGCUAAUUUGUUGUUUCCAUUUAUUCUAAUAAGUUCAUGCAAAUCAGUAUUCCAAAGGAUGGAGACAAGUGCAGCCAAGCAGAGCUCGGAUAUGUGUGCCUAUUAAUAUGCUCUUUGAUCCACCACUAACUAGGAGAGUGACUUUGGCCCUGUCUCUUCCUGUUUCUGGGCCUCUGUUUUCCUCAUUGAGCAAGUAGGAGUGCAUUAACCUAUCACUUUGAUAAAUUAUAAAUUCUGUGGUUCUGAUCAUUGGUCCAGAAGAGUACAGGUUCCUAUGAUUUUCCUUCUUCUUAGGAUAAAUGAAACCUUACUGUUACAUCAAAAGGGCCAGAUGGCCAAAACCAAGAUGACCAAAUCUUACCUCAGUCUGGAUGGCUGCCUGGGCUGUGCUGCGAUGUACAGCCCUCUCGGGUAAAGUCUGUCCAGGAAGAGAAUGGAAAAGAGAACCACUCCCAACCUUGCCUUCACUUCUGUGCUCCAUCUUUAACUUUCUUGGAAACAGAAAUAGCUUUACCCUUUCAAGAUGAGGAUAAAAGAUGGUUUCACAUUUUAAGAGGAGGGAAAAAUGGAAAUUGAGUGUUCAAACUGUGACUGGGGAGAAGUCCAUCAUUCCUGUCUUUUGGACUCUGAGUAUUAACCCCACUAUUUACCAUGUUUAAGAUGCAUUUGGAACAACUAAGAUUAAAAACUGGACACAAGAUCUCAUUUUCAGGAGGCAGAUUACAGACCAUGAGGGGGAAAUUACAUAGAUUGCACUGCAUAGGUAACUCUGAGAAAGUUGUGCUCAAUGUGGAAUUCCUUCUAAACAAGUUUCCUUGUUCUCCUUCGAAAGGUGAAUGUUCCAUUUUGUUUAGAAUUCUGAGCUUUUGUAUACAUUCCAUUUAAAAGCUCUCUUCAAGCCCCACUUGUGCAUUCUGAAAUGUACCUCCCUCUCCGGUUGCCUUGGAGAACUCCCAGCAGCACACCUUGACUGAGUUUUGCCGGCCCUUGGACCCUGAGAGAGAGAGGGUGGGAAUACCAGUUUGUUUAAAGCAAGAAGUGUUUCCUCACCAGUUACAUUUAGGACAGUGGUUGCCAUCUAAGACCACCCUACCCUGCAAUAUGGAUUUCCCUAGAGCGAUCUGCAUUCUCCUGUAAGCAGGGACGCUAUUGUCUGCACCACAGAAACACACAAUCUGAUGACCAUUCAUGGAAAGCUGCUAAAUAGCCUAGUUUGGGGAGUCUUGCAUAGAGCUUUGCAUGGAGCAAAUAGGAUUAAAUCAGGUUCAGUUCCUCCAGCUCUCUACAAGCACAGAGCUUAGACUGCAAGCUUCCUUGGGCUUUCUCAGUGUGUAUAUGAUUUUACUAACAUAUUAUAGCGCCUGUUAGGAUUCAGUGUUCAUGGAAACCUCACAUGCCAUGACUCUGGACUCCCAUCACUGUUUUUGGAAAGCAGGGCUCCUCCACCUGCUAGUAAGCCCAUGUGGACAAAUCUGAAUGUCUUUCCUUUACACUUGUCUUUAAAUAAUCAAAUUUCAAGAAGCAAUUUGAACAUGUUUCUGUUGCCUAUGUGUUUGUGAAAUGUAUUUGUAUUAGUAGGCUUCCAUAUUGCAUUUAACUUGUUUUUGUAACUCCUGAUUCUUUUCUUUCUCCCCCCUCCCCCUUUUUUGGAUACUAUUGAUAAAUAAAGAAAUUAAAAUA